Messenger RNA from Lecanosticta acicola, 687 nucleotides. The record is from the annotation of a GenBank genome assembly. NCBI's taxonomy places the organism in Eukaryota, Fungi, Ascomycota, Dothideomycetes, Mycosphaerellales, Mycosphaerellaceae.
AUGCCUUACUUUCGCGAUCAAGUCGUAAGGGAGCUUACCUCUCUGUACGAGCUGCUUGUCAGAAUGUAUCUUCCGGACGACGCAAUAAGAUAUCCGCCCCCUGGAGGCUGGCCUCAUAUCGAUGGCAAACGCUUCGCCUUCAUGGAGAAAGCGGAAACCGUGAUCGAUCUCAUGCGGCAUAUUCCCUACAUUCGCCAAGAGCGACACCUCGAUGCUUUCCUGGUAUACCCAGGGGUCAUUUGCAACGACUAUUCUGGAAAUCACUUUGAACAGUCGGCAACCAAGCACAAAGAUCCCGGUCUAUUUGAACCAAUGGAAGACCAUAAGCUGUCGCCAUCUCACAUAGCUAUUGGUCGCCCAAGCGUAUCAGAUGACGGCUACUUCAUCUUUAUCAACACCAAAGACGGGUCAGUGAGGAGAGAUGAUUUCGUCGUCGGCAUUCAUGAGACUUUUGCAGAUGUUACCGAGCUCUGCAAGUCUAUGAAAGAAGAGUUCCUCGCAUUGAGAUGUAUCCCAAUGGAUACAGAAACAAUUGAUGGAGACUCAGGACGAUUUCCGCUGCAUGAGAGCACUGCCGAGGUAAAGGAUGCUUAUCAGAGACAUGGAUGGCCCUCGGCCACCUUUCAGAAGGCGCAGUGUGCGGUUGAGGUCGCCGAAACCAUGUAUAAUUACCGCGGUUCGUACUAG